Rhizophagus irregularis DAOM 181602=DAOM 197198 is the source of this 754-nucleotide messenger RNA. NCBI's taxonomy places the organism in Eukaryota, Fungi, Glomeromycota, Glomeromycetes, Glomerales, Glomeraceae. The record is from RefSeq and is a predicted model, not a curated record.
UUUAUAUAUCAUCAGUUUGUCAGAUGACCAAUAAAUUAACCAAAAUACGGAAGAUUUUCUCGGUGUAGUACAAAUGAUUUGAUAUAAAUAGGUGGGAAAAUGGAAUAUCGUCAGAAAAUCGUAACAUCCGUUUUUGAUGGAGCGUGAACUUAUAAAGUACGAUGAAACCACAUCCAGAAGUAUGGUUAAAUAAGAUCAAAUUAUACUGUUAUAAAAAUCAAAUUACAAAAAAAGAAGAUAUUAUAGAAUUUUGUAAAUCCAUGAUUCAUCCUUCGAUUAACGUAUCUAAAGCGAAUACUUUUGAAGAAAUUUCAAAUACUUUAAAAAAUGAUAUCUUUUUUAUCUCAUUUAAACAUUCCGUUAAAACAAAAUUACAAAAGUUAAAAUUUGAUCCAAAAGAUAAGAAUUAUGUUCAAUUCAUUAAUAUAUUCAGAGAAUAUUGUUAUGAAGCGGAAAUUAAUGUAGAAGAACAGUUACUAGAAAAGUUACCUGAAGAUUCUUUUCAAUAUUAUUUUAUUAAUAAUAAUUUAGAGAAAAUCAAUUCAUUAAAUGAUUUAAUCAUUUAUUUCAAUCAAAGCUUUUUAGAACAAACAAAAAUUGAUUCGUUAUGGUUCAUGUAUUACUCUAAAACAUGUCGCAACUGGAAAAUAUUUAACUAGUUGUGAUUUACAAUAUAAAACGGGCUCUAAGAGAAGUAUUGUAUGUAAUAAUCUUUUUUACUUAGUUUUUUUAUUUGGUUUAAUACUAAUAAAAU